UAUCAGGAAAACACAAGCAAAGAAAAACAACAACGUUGUCUCAUCUCAACUGUGAAUAAUGAAGAUAAGGAUUUAAAGCCUCUCCAUUCAUUUCCCUCCCUCUUUAUCAUCAUUACCCAUUUCCACUUUCACCAAAAAGAUUUCAUUUUUACACUCUAAACUUCAAACACCUAACUUCAUCUUCAUUGUUCUUUCCUUUUUCAUUCUACCCUUUUGAAGCUUCCGAGGUGACAUGCUAUGAACUGAUCCUGAAAAAUAACUUAGAUUUAUAAUUCAGUUCAACAUGAAUCCCAUAAUAUCGUGUUCCGUUGGCAAUGCUUCGAUUAUUCCUGGAGUUGCGUAUUCGACAAGGAAGAAUAACUCUUUAACUAGACUCAGUUUUUCAAGGAGUUCUUUAAAACAAGGAUCGUCAACUCGGAGAUUUCUCUUUCCUUCGUUUGUCGUCAAUGGAGUGUUUCCGCAGAACAAACGGAUAUGCUCUUAUCGUAGAAAAUCUAGAACCUCCAUAUCAGCCACAGAAACGGAAGUACCCGUGGAGGUAACAGGUUCACCUGUUGCAGAUGAAGUUUCUAGUGAAUCUCCUUCGGUUGAAGUUGCCAAAAGCGUAGAUUCGUCUCCUAAGUCCGAUACGAACACUAGUUCUGCAAAAGUAAAACGUUCAAGACCGGGGAGGAAAAGCGACAUGCCGCCUGUAAAGAUAGAGGAAUUGAUUCCAGGUGCAUCUUUUACGGGGAAAGUAAAAUCUAUCCAGCCGUUCGGUGCAUUUGUUGAUAUUGGAGCUUUCACUGACGGACUCGUUCAUAUUUCUAUGUUGAGUGAUAACUACGUAAAGGAUAUUGCGAGUGUUGUUUCUGUUGGACAAGAAGUGAAGGUAAAGCUGAUUGAAGUGAACUCAGAAACUAAGCGUAUAUCUCUCUCUAUGCGUGAGAGUGCUGACACUGGCAAACGUAACGACGCACCGAACACUAGGGACCCUUCAAGAUCUGGUCCAAGGAAAGACAGUGUGAAUAAACAAACGAAAUUCUCCGUUGGUCAGGAAUUGAAGGGUAAGGUGAAGAAUAAGACAAGGAGUGGUACUUUUAUAUCACUUCCGGAAGGUGAGGAGGGAUUUCUACCGUUAGGUGAGGAGAGUAAAGAUGGAUCCGCGAAUAUAAUGGGAAAAUCUUCGUUGGAGGCUGGUCAAGAAGUUAGCGUACGAGUUUUGCGUAUCACAAAAGGACGAGCGACGUUGACAAUGAAGAAGAAAGGAGCUGUUGAAGAAUGGGACAAGCCACUUUUAGAGAUAGGGAAUGUGGGUCUUGUAUCAAACCCUUUUGCAGUGGCUUUUCGUAAAAAUAAGGAUAUUGCUAAAUUUUUGGAUGAGAGGGAGAAAGUUCAAAGUGAAGCUAAAUCAUCAACAACAAAAACCGAGGAAGAUGUGGGAAGUAGUUCAUCGGUCGGUUCCUCAACAACUGUUGCGGAUGAUGAAAGCAGUCAAGGAAGUAUUAUAAAUGGUGACAUCGAGAAGGAAACUGAGGAAGCUUCUGCAAAUUUGGCUUCUGAAGAGGAUAUAUCUGUUGUAAAUCCAAUAAUCGAGGAAGCUAUUCAGACAGAUAUCACAACAAGUGAUGUGGAAAUCGAUUCACCAGUUGAAGCCACUGAUGAAAAUGUAACCGAAAGUGGAGUUGAUCAAGUUGUUGCGGAAGAUGAAAAACAAUCAGAAACUGAUAAUGAAAAAGAAGUUGUAGCUGCGACGCAGACAGAUAGUGAUGCAGUUGAGCCUGUCCCUGUGACAGAAACAGACAUUACAUCAAGUGCACCUGAAUUACCUGAAGAAACAGAAGUAGAUGACAAUGUUGUAGCUGUUCCGGAGAAUAAUGAGAGUGAUUUGUCUCCCGAGGGAAGCUUGAGUAAAGAUGGAACCGAAGAAAACAUUCAAAUUCCCUCUCCUGAAAGUCCUGCCACUGAAGAAGUGCUAGAAGAACAAACACUUGUAACAGCACAAGUUGAAAGUCCUGCCACUGAAGAAGUGCAAGAAGAACAACCUCUUGUAGUAGCACAAGUUGAGAGUCCUGCCACUGAAGAAGUGCAAGAAGAACAAACACCUGUGGCAGCACAAGUUGAAGAGGUUGCAAUUGGAUCCGAGACAAACAGCACCUUAUCUAGUUCUAAUGAACAAACCGACAUUACUGCUUCAGAUGAAGGCUUGAGUAAAGCUGCUAUAUCACCGGUACUUGUGAAGCAACUCCGAGAUGAAACCGGAGCUGGAAUGAUGGACUGCAAAAAUGCUCUAUCAGAGAGUGAAGGCGACAUUACUAAAGCACAAGAGCUCCUUAGGAAGAAAGGCUUAGCAAGCGCAGACAAGAAAGCAGCCAGAGCAACUGCUGAAGGAAGGAUAGGUUCUUACAUCCACGACAGCAGGAUCGGUGUUUUGGUAGAAGUAAACUGCGAGACAGAUUUUGUCUCCCGAGGUGAAAUUUUUAAGGAGCUUGUUGAAGAUAUAGCCAUGCAAGUGGCUGCGUGUCCUCAAGUAGAGUACAUUACUACUGAAGAUGUUCCUGAGGAAAUCGUGAGCAAAGAAAAAGAGAUAGAAAUGCAGAAAGAAGAUCUUGCUUCAAAACCGGAGCAAAUCAGAUCGAGGAUUGUUGAAGGACGGAUAAGGAAAAGACUCGAGGAUUUGGCUUUGCUUGAGCAGCCUUACAUCAAGAAUGAUAAAGUGCCCAUAAAGGAUUGGGUCAAGCAGACAAUUGCAACUAUUGGAGAAAAUAUUAAAGUUACAAGGUUUGUGCGGUUCAACCUCGGCGAAGGUUUGGAAAAGAGAAGCCAGGAUUUUGCUGCUGAAGUCGCCGCACAAACUACAGCAAAACCAGUGACUACACCGGUGAAAGAGGAACCUGCUGCUGCUGAAGUCAAGGAGAUUGAACCAAAGAAAUCAACAGUAACGAUCUCGGCCUCAUUGGUUAAGCAAUUAAGGGAAGAAACCGGUGCUGGGAUGAUGGACUGUAAGAAAGCUCUUGCUGAAACCGAAGGUGACCUUGAAAAGGCGCAAGCAUACCUCAGAAAGAAGGGUCUUUCAUCUGCUGACAAGAAAUCCGGAAGACUAGCAGCUGAAGGAAGAAUCGGUACAUACAUUCAUGAUUCACGCAUUGGAGUUCUUAUUGAAGUGAACUGUGAAACCGACUUUGUUGGCAGAAGUGAGAAGUUUAAGGAACUGGUCGAUGAUCUUGCAAUGCAAGUCGUGGCUUGUCCACAGGUUCAGUUUGUAUCUAUUGAAGAUAUCCCAGAAGCCACUGUGAAGAAGGAAAAAGAACUCGAGAUGCAACGAGAAGACCUUGCUUCAAAACCCGAGAACAUAAGAGAGAAAAUUGUUGAAGGAAGAAUCUCAAAGAGGUUAGGGGAGCUUGCUCUUCUAGAGCAGUCUUUCAUUAAGGAUGACAGUGUGUUGGUGAAAGAUUUGGUGAAGCAAAGUAUAGCUGCCAUUGGAGAGAACAUUAAAGUGCGGCGUUUUGUUCGGUUCACUCUUGGAGAAACAGUUGAAAAAGAAACAACAGUUGCUGCAUAGCUUAAGAGAUCAAUUUUGAAAACCGAAAGAUGAUUCUUCGUAGUAACCGAAUGUUCAUUAGGCGCGGACACAUUUUACUGAUCUGUAUCUGUAUUGAGGAUACAUGAGGACUGAGUUUUGUGUAAUUCUGUGGUUUGUGUUGAAAUUAUUAGUUGAUGCAUUUCUAAAUUACAAAAUUUCAUUUAAGGUUUAAA
Molecule: messenger RNA, 3735 nt
Organism: Vicia villosa (hairy vetch)
Lineage: Eukaryota; Viridiplantae; Streptophyta; Magnoliopsida; Fabales; Fabaceae
Product: polyprotein of EF-Ts, chloroplastic-like
Exons: 6
Coding region: 284-3541 (1085 amino acids)
Biological process (GO): mitochondrial translational elongation
Cellular component (GO): mitochondrial matrix
Molecular function (GO): translation elongation factor activity; protein binding
Source: RefSeq, a predicted model, not a curated record